CUCCACCUCUCUCAUUCUUCUCUCUCUGGUUUUUCUGCUUCCAAACAAACACCUUCUUCCAGGCUGAAGUUGGGCUGGUCUCCCUAGGAGCAGCAGCCACAACAAUCCCGCAGUUCAAAGUUAGGCAGCAAUUACACAACUUCCAGCAACUCUCUCAGCCGGCUGCUAAUGAGCUGAAAGCCAGGAACAUCUGAGGAGGUGAAAAGGAAGAGUCCAGCCCUCCUCCUUUCACCGGAGGGAUCCAGGCACCCCUCCCCAGACCCAGAUCACUUUUCUUAAGGACUGUGUUUUCUUUGCUUGCCUUGCCGGACAGACCAUGGCUCCCUUUGGAAGAAACUUAUUGAAGACGCGACAUAAGAACAGAUCUCCAACUAAAGACAUGGAUUCCGAAGAGAAGGAAAUUGUGGUUUGGGUUUGCCAGGAGGAAAAGAUUGUCUGUGGAUUAACUAAACGCACCACCUCCACCGAGGUCGUCCAGGCUUUGCUGGAGGAGCAUGAAGCUACCUUUGGAGAGAAGCGGAUUCUGCUGGGCAAAGCCAGCGACUACUGCAUCGUGGAGAAGUGGCGGGGCUCAGAGCGGGCGCUUCCUCCCCUGACCAGGAUCCUGAAGUUGUGGAAGGCUUGGGGAGAUGAGCAAGCCAAUAUGCAGUUUGUUUUGGUUAAAGCGGACGCCUUUCUCCCCGUUCCCCUGUGGAGGACAGCGGAAACUAAACUUGUGCCAAACAGUGAGAAGCCAUGGGAGCUCAGCCCGGCCAAUUACAUGAAAACUUUACCACCUGAUAAACAAAAACGAAUCGUCCGGAAAACCUUUCGGAAACUGGCGAAAAUUAAGCAGGACACGGUUUCCCAGGAUCGAGACAGCAUGGAGACGUUAGUUCAUCUAAUUAUUUCUCAGGAUCAUACCAUUCACCAGCAAGUACAAAGAAUGAAAGAGUUAGAUAUGGAAAUUGAAAAAUGUGAAGCUAAGAUCCACCUGGACCGGGUAGGGCAUGACGGGGACAAUUACGUUCAGGAGGCGUAUUUAAUGCCCAGGUUCAGUGAAAAUGAGCCUCAGCUGGAUUUUCCACCUGAGGACAGCCAGGCUCCGAUGGACCUGAACAACAGCGAGGGGAUGGCUCAGCUGGAAGAACGUUUGCAGUACUACAGGGUGCUCAUCGAAAAGCUCUCCGCGGAAAUUGAGAGAGAGGUGAAAAACUCGGGCGUCGAAGGAAGUGAAGAUGCAGAGGGGGCAGCGGCCUGGGAACUCGAAAACUCUGAUUUAGAGAACAUGAAGUGCGAUUUGGAGAAGAGCAUGCAAGCUGGUCUGAAAAUCCACUCUCACUUGAGCGGCAUCCAGAGAGAGAUUAAAUACAGUGACUCACUGCUCCAGAUGAAAGCAAGGGAAUAUGAACUUCUAGCCAAGGAGUUCAGUUCGCUUCACCUUGGCAACAAAGAUGGAUGCCAGCUAAAAGAAAAUAGAGGAAAGGAAUCCGGGGCUCCCAGCAGCGGCGAGGAGGUCCCUCCAUUAACUCCAAGGGUGUUGAACACAUACACAAAUGACACAGAUUCGGAUACUGGCAUCAGCUCCAACCACAGCCAGGACUCGGAAACGACUCUGGGCGAUGUGCUGCUGUUGUCAACGUAACUCAGAUGCCUUCCUUCUGACAAUGACUCAUGUUUUGUGUGAUUGAACUAGAAACUCUGUUCCACAUAUGACUCUGUGAAAGUGUAAAUCGUGCUAAAAUAUCCAGUAGUUAAUAAAAAAAAAAAAAAAGCUAGUGAACAUUGUUGUUCGUUUACAUAUAGUGCUUCCAGUUUGACUUACUUACAGGUUCAAGCAAGGAACUGUGUAUUGGGGAUGCAGCAGAUCUAGUCCGUGGUUACAUAACACAGAAACAAUGUAAUGGGAAUUGAUUGACAGUUCCCCACAUGAGACAGGAAUGACAUGAACUUGAAAACAGUUCUCAACUUUGUUGAUCAAACUAUCCAUGCCCUAAGCUGACAACAUUGUAUCAUUAGAAUGUUUAGAGUCUAUAAAGUACAAGUCUGCUCCUAUCAUAGAUGGAUUAAUUCAAAUCUUACUUUUUAAAUAGUCAGAUUGUAAAAUGUACUGUGCGUGUGUGUCUGUGUGUGUCGCUUCCUGACUGCUCUCUGUUUAAGUCUGAGGGACAGGAAGCUGUUGGGACAUGCAUAAUUCCUGACAGUGAACCAGUUUGGGCACAGAAGUGGCAAUGUCAAGUGCUAUAGACAUUCAGCUUUCUUCCCCCGAAGCACAUCUAACAUGAUCACGAGCUAUACAUAAAUUCUUACUAUCUACCCAUUAGAUCUGUCAAAGGAUGCUCUAGGUUCAUUAUUUUGGAAGUUAGAGUGCAGGUUACUGAAGAACUCAGUCAUUAGUGUAUUUAUACCCUCUCAACUGCAUACAGUGAAGUGGAAUUUACUGUCCUUUGUGUAUAUAGCAGUGUUUUGUUCUCUGUGAACAGAGUAGAAUUGAAUGUUUAUUCUAGGAUCCUGUAACCCUGCUGUCAGGAUUUCCAGGGUGGUUAAAAGAGCUCAGUACUUUUACGCUGUCCUAAGCACACUAAGGGAAAUUUAAGAGAUCGAAUGGAUUAUCUGGAUUCUGUCUUCACUCUCAAUUAGAAUGUUUUGCUUGAUUUUAAAACGGACAUUUACCCUCCUGCUAGCUUAUUUUUUCUUCUCAUCUCACUUUUCCUUUACCCUUCUUCAAAGCUAAGACAGGAUGCCAUCAGAGCCAAAAUAGUUAAUUUACUAUUUUGUCGUGAACUGAAUAUAGGUGUACCUUAGUUUUCUUUAGUUAGCCAAUUUCACACAGAUCGGGCUACAUAGAGCAGACAUGUUAGUUGAUGUAUUUAUAGUAUGUAUAUGCAUUAAAUAUUAUUCCUAGAACAUUUCUCUUUUAUACAAAUUGAUGCAAACUUUAACUGUUUUUUCUUUUAAAGUUUGAAAGUUUUAAAGAUUUUACCAGUUUUAUUGUGGACUCAAAGUCUUUAAUUUGCUCUUUCCAAAUGUCGUGCCUCCCCCAACGCCCACCCCUUGCUUUACUUGCUUCCUGUAUCUUUGGGAAGAUGCUUGAAUUUCCAUAGAGUUUUACAACUCGGAAGCACCUCUGCUACCUUUUUUUUUAAAAAAAAAUAUAAUUUCAGGCAAUACAAUAAGAAUUUCUAUUCCAGGGAAUACUGGAAUAAAUAAUAAGUAAUCACGUUCACAUAAAUUAUAUUUUUAAAGGAAGAAUGGAGCAGUCGUUUGUGAAAGGGGCGUUCACCUGGUUAACAGUCCAUUAGAUCACUAAAACAUAUGUUAAAGUGUUGAACAUAUUUAUUGUUACCAAUAGAGAUCAAAUUCAGAAGACUAUCAUAAAUAAUAAGCCAUUUGGUUCUUUGUCUCCCUGAAAGGAAAGUUUUCUCUUUGGAGUUUGUGUCUAGUAAGAAUAUAAACGUUGCACAUCGUAGUAUGCAACUGGAUAGCAGUACCUAAAUUCAAAAGUAGUCAUGCUAUGAAUUGUCACAGGAUUUCACUGUAAGGAGGGUUUCAAGACAGGUUUUCUCUGUUAUUUCGGAGCCUGUCCUGGUACUUGCUCUGUAGAUCAGGCUGACUUCAAAUGAGCUCACAGAGAUUCCCCUGUCUCUCUGCAUUUUACUUUUAAGAAUGUUUAAAACACGUUGUAGAAUGCUGACUCCUUAUACGUCUUGUACUUUCCUUCAUCAUUAAAAUAUAUUUGUAUCCUUGGUUGUUACAUUAAGUCACAUAGUAAUUGGUUUCCACUGUGAAAUUCUAAUAGAGUUCAAUAUAACCAUAUUUAUGCGGAUAGAAAUCAUGAAUGAUCUCAUGGGUACUAUGGUAUUUAUUGUUCAAUUGAUGGUUAAGCUUAUAAAUACAGGACUUGAAAGUUUAAUGCUUUAAUUAUCUUGAGAAACUUAGUGAAUUACAAACCCUUAAGUAGCCUAGCAGAUUAAUCACGAAUUAGCCAUAUGCAGCUAGAAGAGGCAAGCCACAGCUGAGGAUACUUACUUUUCCCAGGACUAGGUUCUAGAGCACGCCUUCUGCACUCAUUUGCUCAGGGGGCCUCUUCCUCUCUGCUCUUACUUUACACCAAACACUGCUGACUUUCUUUUCUUUCCUUUUUGUCUUUCUCGGUUUUUCUUUUUUACUUUUUCUCUUCUUUGUUUUCUUUUGUUUUUCAAGAGAGGGUUUCUCUGUGUAGCCCUGGCUGUUCUGAGACUCCCACUGUAGAACUCAACCUCCCAAGUGCUGUGUGCCACCACACCCAGCAAAUAUCUACAUUCAAAGUACUUUAAGUCUUAACAAUUGUGUUCCAUUUUGGCAGUUCUAAUCUAUUAUGCUAGGUGUAUUUCUUUUUGGCUUCUCUUAUAUAAUCUGUUGUAUAUAUUUAUGUAACCAUUUAACUCCACUCACCCAGCAGAGUUUUUAUCUUGUUCUUUUGUUAUCUGCCUUUCUAACUUAAUUAGUAAUUACCAAUUUCUUAGGUUCUUGUUUCAUUAGUGGAGUAAAUUGCUACUUGUAAAGGGUUUUAACAUGUUUUAUGAUUUUUACAUUGUAUUUACUUGUGCAAUUUGUAUAUAAACAUGCAUAUAAGCAGGUAUAACAAUAUUAACUGGCAUUCUACUUAUAAAUUUAGGCAAUAAAUACUAAAUAUUUACAGGACAUCAUUUUUGAUUAACAUAAAAGUAUACAUUAUUAGGGGCCCUAUGUGGUAGUUCAGUACAUAUAUGCAUUGUAUAAAAAUUAAGUCAGAAAAAAACAUUCACUUAUUUUAUUAAGAGUUUGUGCUUUAAACAACUCAUAUGCCUUUUAAUUUAAUGGCAAUGUUAUAACAUCUAUGUAGAUGAAAGUAUUUGUCCCACCACCAACUCAUAAAUAAAUACACUGAAGAUUGUAUUACUUACAAAUACUCAUCCAAUAGCUCAGGCAUAUUGCUAAGUAGUUCUUACAAGUUAAAUUAAUUCAUGCACAUCUAAACAUUGUGCAUAUAGAAGAGUAAAAUUUCAUAGCAUUGAGUUUGAAGUAGUAGAUACUCCAGAACUUUUAAAUGAAUAAAUUAAAUCUCUGCAUCAUUUUUGUUUUUAAUUGCAAAUUAUGAUGCUGUAAUAUUAUAAAAAACCUUCCUAACCCUUUAAAUUUUUAUUUUUGUAUUUAUUUAAACUGUAUAUGACAAAAUAUAUUUCUGUGGCUGCAUUUUAUAAUUUUUAGAGUAGAGUUAUUGUUAUAUUUAAAACAUAUUUUUCUAGUGACAAAGGAAUACAGUUUCACCCUGAUAUAGCUUUUGAAAUAACAUUGAACUGCUUCUUUUCAUAUUGUCUUACUGGUUUGGUAAACUUCAUGUGAUAAACACAAAGUUUUAUUUCUUCAAGUUAUAACUGAUCCAGAAAAAUAAAAGAUUAUUGUAUCCUG
This is a messenger RNA of Myodes glareolus (Bank vole), 5409 nucleotides long. NCBI's taxonomy places the organism in Eukaryota, Metazoa, Chordata, Mammalia, Rodentia, Cricetidae. The record is from RefSeq and is a predicted model, not a curated record.